AUGCCCUCCUCCUACCUUUCCCCACCGCCCUCACCCACGUCGGGCUUCUUCCCUACGGGAUCAACAUCGCCCAAUACCCUUAUCGGCGUGCAGGGCCAGAACCCGCGCGACAUGCACAACAUGUACUCGCUGUUCGCCUCGCUGCGCGGGAGCAAAACAUCGGCAAGCCAGGAAGGAAAACCAUCGCUGAAGCGGCUCUUUUCGCUGUAA
Messenger RNA from Psilocybe cubensis, 210 nucleotides. RefSeq lists its product as uncharacterized. The transcript has a single exon. NCBI's taxonomy places the organism in Eukaryota, Fungi, Basidiomycota, Agaricomycetes, Agaricales, Agrocybaceae. Bases 1 to 210 code for a protein of 69 amino acids. The record is from RefSeq and is a predicted model, not a curated record.